Orbilia oligospora ATCC 24927 is the source of this 2646-nucleotide messenger RNA. RefSeq lists its product as uncharacterized. NCBI's taxonomy places the organism in Eukaryota, Fungi, Ascomycota, Orbiliomycetes, Orbiliales, Orbiliaceae. Bases 1 to 2646 code for a protein of 881 amino acids. The transcript is spliced from 3 exons. The record is from RefSeq and is a predicted model, not a curated record.
AUGCACGACGAAUCCCUUUUGCUAUAUGCCCGAGCCUACGAUUUAGUUGAGGGCCAUACCUCUAUAUCACCACUUUCAUUUAUAUGCCUGCCUUACGAUACUGAAGAAGAUGAUGUAAACCUUAUCACCAACUUCCUUGAAAACCUACCAUUCCGAACUACUAGUGUUCACUCAACUACCAAUGAACGCCUCGAAGUUGUCAAAGAUGUUAGCUUGUUGUUAGCAAAGACGAUAUCGCUUCGUGUUUACGCCGAAAACCCUGAAGACGGAUAUCAAAAAUCGGACGACUUUUAUCUCGAUGAACCAUUACUAUGUUAUGAAGCUAGUUUAUCGACUAAUACGGUUAAUGAACGCCUUGAUUUGACUCGAUUUCCUUUGAAGGGAGUGGUCCCAAGUAAAGAGGACGAUGAUGGGGAAUUACAAUUUCCGUAUUGGGCUUGGGAAAGACGAAAUGAGAUCGCGGCGGACCUUGCCGGAGAAAGAAUGGCAGUUGAUCGAAAGGUUUUGGAGUUCUUGAGGAAGACGGUGAAGAACCCGGACGCUGAAAAGAAACCCACCAGAGAUUGUGAGGACGACUGCUACGAUGUUUCAACUGUUAGUGUGAUUUCCAUUCUCCAUAGGAGUGCUGAUACUACACCACCUCUGUCUCCACUGCCUGUACCACUAAUUCCUUUAACACCAGUUCCGCUAAAUAAGCUAGUGGAGCAGUUGGAACCUUUGAAUCUUGAAACAGGGGAUAAAUUACCUUUUAUCCCGACGUUUGAAAACGGUAAUCUGAUGAAUGAGAGCCUCGACGAAGAUACAGAAGCCGUUAAACUAUUUAAGUCUAUUCAAUUGGCCCCCCUCAUCAGUUCAUCACCGAUUAGGCCUCCACCAAAAGAACUCCAUGUCGAGACACCGUUGACGCCUCCGCUCACUAGUCCAAAUAAACACAAUAUCGUUUUGGAUAAGACGGUUGGAACUGAUAUCCCACCAGAGGUAUGUGGACCUACAAAGAAGGUAAAAUUUUCGGAUAUUGUCGAGGAGUUCUUGAUCCCACCAUCUUUGGACCCUUCAGAGGGUGGGUAUGACGACGAAGUUAUCACAGAUGACUACCUUACCCAUUCGGCAAUGGCUCAGCUUUCCCUUGAGGUUAUGGAACCCGGUGCACAGUUCUUUUUGAUGCAACUACAGCAAGAGCAACUUGAAGACUCGACGAAGUCAGAACAGGAGCCCAAAGAUGGUUUACGUGUCGAGUUGCCAAUUGUUAGUUGGAAGAGACCAACCCCACCGUGGGUUUUAGGUGGGAUUCAUGACGACGAUCUAGUUGGUGCCAUUGAUAAGGAAGUUAUGGUAAAUUGGGAAUAUAGAAAGAGUCUUGAUAUUGCAGGCUUGUGCUGGACAAUCGGGAAUACGACUGUUUCACAACCUGGAGUUACGGAGACGAUCUUUCCUGAAACUGAAGAGGAAUUAUGGAAAGGCAUCGAAGAUGUGUUUCCAGUGCUUCCUUUGGAGACGGUAAUUGAAGAUGAAGAUGAGAGUUUCUGGGAUAAUGGGCAAGAGCAAGAUGAAGACCUUGAGUGUGCUAAAAUCCAACCCAAGACGGAUCUCGAUAGCUUGAUCGAAAGAAGGAGGUUACAGAGACCUACUACCAACCACAAAUAUGUAGCAGCACCCCUUCUAGAUCCAAGGAGCAAUCUCUCAUCCUUUCUGUCCCUUCAAAACCGUAGCACGGAGCCCCACCCAAGCACUACAAUACACUCCUCAUCAGCAGCCCCUCCCCCUAUACCUUCAGCCAUUUCUUGCUCGCAAACCGAUCCGUCAACAGUACAGCCAUCUAUUCAAGUUUCCUCAUUGCCGUCCGACCCUUCUUCCACAUUCAUAAUCGCCGCCUCAUUUCUCGCCAAUCGUACCCUUUACAAGGCCAUCAAGUCCUUUUGCCCCAAUUCCAAGUUUAUAGAAAGACAUUUCGAGCAACUUUCUCCUGUUAGAAUAUUUGGAAAACAAGACCAAGUUCCAGAGGAAUACACAAUAGAGGCGGAUAUUAUUGUUUCACCGCUGACGGGGAUUAUUCUGACCGAUUUACAAACGAUUAGACGACGACCUCUCCCUACCAAUCUAUCAUCCCGCGGCGGGGACUCCAUUCCAAAAACAUGCGAAGAAAUACGAGCUCGAAUAUCUGAACUAUCUAGAAGAUAUGAAAACUUAGCUGUUGGGGUUUCUAUUGACUUUGGAGGAAGCGGGGUGGAGUCAGUCGAGUUAAGUACAACGGAUUGUGCAAUCCUUGCAGCAUUCAUCGGAUUCUGUGAAGGUAUUGGUAACAUCGAAGUCACUAUCAUCCCAGGCAGUGGGAAAAGCGGGGUUCAAGAACUUGGGAAAUGGGUAGUGAAAACUAUGGAUUUCCAUUCGACUCCAUGGAAAAACGUUGGUUUGGAAGUUGAAAUCACAGAAAAAGAGACUAUGUGGGAAGCCUUCCUACGUAAUAGUGGAAUGAACUCGUAUGCGGCUCAAGCGAUUUUGACCAAGCUUCAUGAAAGUGAAUGCGGCCUUGUGGAUUUUGUGACGAUUGAGAAGGAGAGUAGGAGGGUUAUAUUUGAGCAAUUUGUUGGGAGGAAGAGUUUGGAACGGUUUGAGGAAGUCUCUGAUGCAAGGUGGCAGUAUGGUUGA